Rotaria sp. Silwood1 is the source of this 1119-nucleotide messenger RNA. Lineage: Eukaryota; Metazoa; Rotifera; Eurotatoria; Philodinida; Philodinidae. The record is from the annotation of a GenBank genome assembly.
AUGUGGGACUCAUUAAUACAAGGUUCUUUGUAUCUUACCGAAGUUAUUCUAAGUGAAUGGAAGGUGAAAAUAGAUAGUGAUGAUGAAGAAAUUUAUGUACAUUAUUAUGAUAGUAUGAAAUGUCUUUCGAAUGAAGAAACUCUAGAGCGAGCUACUAAUUAUCUAGGAAAACGUGGCUAUUCCUUAAUCGGUAAUAAUUCUGAACAUUGGGCAAGAUGGUGUCGAUCUGGUGAUACCUAUUGCGAACGAGCUAUUAAACUUCAUAAUAUAGUUAAAGAUAAAGCAGCUAUACUUUUAAUUAUCGAUCCCAGCGCCUUAUUUAUCAAAGAUACAGUAAUUGUUGGUACUCAAAACUGUGGAUCAUUUCUAGGUUCCAUAGGAUCUGGUGUAAUUUUUUCCACGGUAGCAGGCAUCACAACAUUCAUUGAUAUAAAAAAACAACGAAAUAAUAGACGAAAAGGUGAAUUGAGUGAUAUUGCUUUCAAGAAAUAUGUCAUACAGCGUGUUGCGUCCACAGCUGGCAUGAUCAUUGGAAGAACAACAGGUACCAUUGUUGGUACUGUUCUUAUUCCUGUACCCAUUCUAGGUCCAGUUGUCGGUAGUACUAUCGGUACUGUGAGCGGAAAAAUUAUUGGUAGUCUAUCAGGUAUUGCUAUAUCGAAAGUUCUUGAAGAAUACGAGAAACGUAAACAAGAAAAGAUAUAUUAUGAAAUGAAAACUGUUUCACAGCUUGUAGCUGCAUUAUUGCCAGAGAGUCAAUUCUUCCAAGGCUUGAGUACAUUUUCACUCGGGCAUAAACAAACAGCGCCAGAAGAAACAACUCCUAACUCAUCAGCACUUCAUCUGCUUUUUGAACAACUAGUGCAUCCAUAUUCACAUUUGAAAAAAAAUGAAUGUCAAAUGGAAAAUCAGCAGAUACAGACGACUUUUCUAGAUUCAAACACUUUCGACUAUUUUGUGCUUACACCAGUACCUGAUGAAAAUUCACCUGAAGAGUUCGCAUCUACUGUUGAUCUUCUUUUACUUCGAUGGCCAAUUCGACAACCACAACCAUGGACGAUCGAUGAAGAAUACGUACUUGAUAUAAGUGAUUUAAAAAUAACAAACUCAGAAGUCUAA